AGCUAAAUGGUCGUGUCUCUACAAAAAAAAAAAAUAAAUAAAUUAUUUUUUUUUAAAUUAAUUUUAUUUUAGUUUUCUUAGAAUUAUUUAAUUGGCAGUUUUGUCAAAAAAUAUUAAUUUAAAAAUUAGAAAGGCAAAAAAAAUAUUGAAAGUGAAAUCAGAGAAAGGAAAAGUGAAGAGUCUAGUGAUUUUAUUUACGAAUUGGCGAUAAAAAGAAUAAAUAUAAAACAAGAAUUUCGAGUUUUUUGCGUGUUUGCACAGCUUUUCAUUAAAAUAAAAGUUACAUAAAAAAGUAUCGAAAACGAGACAAGAAUAGCAAGGAAAUAAAAAAAAACAUAAAAAUUAAUAAUAAUAGCCCAUGUGCUUCUUUGCUUGGUGAUUCUCUUGUCGAUUCUUUAAAACAAAAAAAUUCUUAAAACAAUAAAGAAGAAGAUUCAUGUGCAGCAACUAACAAUUGAAGAACGUGCAUAAAUUAUAAUUUUCUGUUAUUUUUUCAGUUCUUUUGAAAUUUUCAAAAAAUGGCAGAUUUUCACGAUCAUGACCACGAUCACGAUCACGACGACGAUGGAAACGCCUUGUAUGCCAAAAUUACCGCAAUGACAGUUCUCUUCGUGGCAUCGACAAUUUUCGGUUUGCUGCCUUUUAAGCUUUCCAAAUGGCUGAAUUGGACCGUUGAUGAGAACGCGCGAACUUCCACUGUGAUUUCGACUCUUUUGAGCUUUGGCGGUGGUGUUUUGCUGGCGACGACAUUUUUACAUUUGCAACCUGAAAUCGCGGAAACAAUUGAAAGUUUGCAAGCGAAAGGUUCAAUGGGCGAUCUGAGUUUUAGUCUUGCGCCGUUUUUGAUGUGCGCCGGAUUUUUCAUGAUUUAUUUGAUCGAAGAAGUUAUUCACACGUAUCUCUUGUCGCAAGAAAAUUCAAGCAAGGCAGCAGCGAAUGGCGAGUUGGAAGGUGCCUUUGUACGAGGAAUCAAUGCGCGUGAAAGUGUCUUGUUGAAACGGAAGAAGAAAACUGAAAUCCGGAACGGAAGUAUUUCCACGACGGAGCUAAUUUCGAACGAUGUCGAAAGUCAAAAAGACGAAAGAACGAACAACAAUGAAACCAAAGGCAGCGAAGCGGUUGUUGUGAAAAAAGAUCCGCAUAACGGGCACAAUCAUAACCACGCAACGCACAACCACAACCACAUUCCGGUCUUUAAAGCGACGGACGACGAAAGUAUGCUGGUGUCGUCGUUGCGUGGAUUGCUAAUUGUGCUCGCGCUCUCUAUCCACGAACUUUUUGAAGGACUUGCCGUGGGUCUCGAGCCAACUGCUGCCUCUGCAUGGUACAUGUUUGGCGCCGUGUCAGCCCAUAAACUCGUCAUUGCCUUCUGUAUUGGCGUCGAAUUGGUCGUAAUUCGCACAAAAUUGUGGCUCGGCAUCUUGUACGUGAUAAUUUUCGCGAUUGUUUCGCCCAUUGGCAUCGGAGUCGGCAUCCUCUUGAGCGAGGCAAAUAACGCCGAAGCCUUUGCUGUGCCUUCCGUGAUAUUACAGGGACUUGCGUCGGGAACGCUGCUCUACGUCAUCUUCUUCGAAGUACUUUCCAAAGAGAAAUCCGGCAUCAUUCAGUAUUUCGCUGUCGUCGCCGGUUACUUUAUCAUGUUUGGACUGCAACUUCUGACUGGACAUCAACACUCUCACGGAGGCGCUGAAGAAGGACACAAUUUGCAUUCACACUCACACGAUCAUGAGCACGGACAUGAUGCUCAUUAAAUUUUGAUCCUACGUGUCAGCCAAGGUCAUCACAAAGUAAAAAAGUCCUAGAUGGAGAAUUUAUCCCUUGCUACAAUAUAAUAAAAAAAAUGUAUUGGUACAAAACGAGGGAGCUAAUAUGCCAUAAACCGUAGAUUUUAAUGUUUUUAUUUAUAUUUUUAGUAUUUUUUUUGCAAUUAAUUAAUUUAGAAUUAAACAAUUAAUGAAAAAUGAAAAGUUUUAAUGUGCUAGAUUUUGUGCUAGAAAACAGAAGACUUGAAAUUUUAUACCUACUUUAAUAUUAAAAAGUAGAAAUAAAUAAUUAUAGCAAUAAAAAAAGAGAGAUUAAUUGUUUAAAAUUUCGUAAAUCGAUAAAAUCUUUAAUAGUAAUAAUAAAAAGGAAAUUUUUUCUUAGUAAAAUUAAG
Messenger RNA from Culicoides brevitarsis, 2155 nucleotides. It is a transcript of the gene Zip89B, whose product is annotated as zinc transporter ZIP3. Gene Ontology annotation, molecular function: zinc ion transmembrane transporter activity. Bases 519 to 1751 code for a protein of 410 amino acids. Gene Ontology annotation, cellular component: plasma membrane. The transcript is spliced from 4 exons. The record is from RefSeq and is a predicted model, not a curated record. Gene Ontology annotation, biological process: zinc ion transmembrane transport. Lineage: Eukaryota; Metazoa; Arthropoda; Insecta; Diptera; Ceratopogonidae.